AUGGAGCUUUCAGAAAUUUCAUACAUCAGGUUUGAUCUCUUUCCCAGCGUGCAGUCUUCUUUGACAGAGUGGGCCUUCUACAUCUCGGAAAAGAUGUAUCAUAGAAUUCGUCACUCAGAGUGCAUUUACCGAGUAACUAUGGAAAAGCUGUCCUAUCACAGCAUUUGUACUGCAGAAGAGUGGCAAGGCCUCAUGCGUUUCACUCUCCCUGUUCGUCUCUGCAAAGAAAUUGAAUUAUUCCACUUCGACAUUGGUCCUUUCGAAAACAUGUGGCCUGGGAUUUUUGUCCAUAUGGUUCAUCAGUCCUGUGGGACAUCCUGCUUUGAGCUUGAAAAGUUGUGUCGUUUCAUUAUGUCUGUGAAGAAGAACUAUCGGCGGGUUCCUUAUCACAACUGGAAGCAUGCGGUCACCGUGGCACACUGCAUGUAUGCCAUACUGCAGAACAAUCAGAUGCUUUUCACAGACCUGGAGCGCAAAGGGCUGCUGAUCGCGUGUCUGUGUCAUGACCUGGACCACAGGGGCUUCAGUAACAGCUAUCUGCAGAAAUUUGACCACCCUCUAGCAGCUCUCUAUUCCACCUCCACCAUGGAGCAGCACCACUUCUCCCAGACGGUGUCCAUCCUCCAGUUGGAAGGGCACAAUAUCUUCUCCACCCUGAGCUCCAGUGAAUAUGAACAGGUGCUUGAGAUCAUCCGCAAAGCCAUCAUUGCUACAGAUCUUGCUUUAUACUUUGGAAACAGGAAACAGUUGGAAGAGAUGUACCAGACUGGAUCGCUAAACCUUAAUAAUCAAUCACAUAGAGACCGUGUAAUUGGUUUGAUGAUGACUGCCUGUGAUCUUUGUUCUGUGACAAAACUGUGGCCAGUUACAAAAUUGACAGCAAAUGAUAUAUAUGCAGAAUUCUGGGCAGAGGGUGAUGAAAUGAAGAAAUUGGGAAUACAGCCUAUUCCUAUGAUGGACAGAGACAAGAAGAAUGAAGUCCCACAAGGCCAGCUCGGAUUCUACAAUGCGGUAGCCAUUCCCUGCUAUACCACCCUGACCCAGAUCCUCCCUCCCACCAAGCCUCUCCUUAAAGCAUGCAGGGAUAAUCUUAGUCAGUGGGAGAAGGUGAUUCGCGGGGAGGAGAGUGCGGUAUGGAUCUCGUCCCCAUCCGCGGCCCAAGGGACCUCUGAGAAGCUGCCUGUUAAGAUCGAUCAUUGACCGGCGCAGACAUGCCGUCCAGCCUCAAGAUUCCCAUCUUGCUUCUUUGACUUUUUUUCCUUUUAUUUUUGUGGGGGGGAAAACCUUCACCUGGUAACUGGGGUGCAGACCUCUCCAAGAAGGUACAUCAAGUAAAUAUGUGAAGUCCCGCUGGUCUCAUGUGUAGUGUGUCCCAGACAGUAAACAACAGGACCCCCAUGUGCAGAAGCCAGCUGGCCAGGUGAUUCCAUUUGACUUGCAAACUGGCCUUUCCUGACAGGCUGGUUUGCUGAGGCCUUCUGGAAAUGGACAGAAAUUACUGAGAAGGGUACUUUCCGUUAUGUCUUUCUAGUGAGGGUUGAAAUGGUACUAUGGUGGUAUUGUACUUUGGAUUAACACAGUGUUGCUUUGAUGUUGUUGGCUAUAAAUAGGAAUUUUACACAUUA
Galeopterus variegatus (Sunda flying lemur) is the source of this 1625-nucleotide messenger RNA. It is a transcript of the gene PDE10A, whose product is annotated as phosphodiesterase 10A. Bases 1 to 1200 code for a protein of 399 amino acids. Gene Ontology annotation, molecular function: 3',5'-cGMP-stimulated cyclic-nucleotide phosphodiesterase activity. Gene Ontology annotation, biological process: signal transduction; negative regulation of receptor guanylyl cyclase signaling pathway. The transcript is spliced from 10 exons. Lineage: Eukaryota; Metazoa; Chordata; Mammalia; Dermoptera; Cynocephalidae. The record is from RefSeq and is a predicted model, not a curated record.